AUGAAUGUCCCCGUUUGCACCGAGAGGAUCCCUCACGUCAGAGAAUCGCGACAGAGAGAGUGCCGAACUUCCAGUUUGAUGUUCCAAAGCAGCCCUCCUUGCGUCAGACUGUUGCCAUCCUCCCUUUCUCCGCCGCCCAGGUGUCCCAUCGAUUUCGAGAGCGGAUGGGACCAGACGGCAUGGCCCAUCUAUGCCCCCGACUGCAACCAGGGCGGCAAGGUGUCCCUCGAUAGCACCACCGCCCACAGUGGGAAGAACUCUAUCCGCGUGGAUGGCGCCGGUGGUUACUGCGGGCACGUUUUCUUUGGCACAAACAAGGUUCCCAGCGGCGACUUUUAUGUCAGGACUUACCUCAAAGCGUCCAAGGCCCUAACCUCCUCGCACGUUUCCUUUAUCACCAUGCCUGACCCGGCCCAGGGUACCAACAAGCAUCUCCGUAUUGGCGGCCAAAACUCGAUCCUAAUGUACAACCGCGAGUCGGAUGACGCCACCCUCCCCGACCUCUCGCCCCAGGGCGUCGCCGCUUCGACGGCCCUGCCUACCGGCAGCUGGCAGUGCUUCGAGUACCACGUCGGCAGCGACGGCUCCAUCGAGACGUGGCUCAACGGCCAAGCCAUCGCCGGCCUGACCAGCAUCCCGGGCCAGAGCAACCCCAACGCCGGCCAGUGGCAACGGAGCAGCAUCAAGCCCAAGCCCUCGGCCGUCUACUUCGGCUGGGAGUCGUACGGCGGCGACACCAACACCUUCUGGUACGACGAUAUCGUCAUCAGCUCGUCGCGUGUCGGGUGCUCCGGUGGCACCAACCCCCCGGCGUCGACCACUCUUGUCACGUCCGUCACGCCGGGCCCUUCGUCGACCGCCACCAGCCUUGCGCCGGCUACCUCCACCACGAGCAGCGGCUGCGCGGCCGCUCAAUGGUCGCAAUGCGGCGGCAUCGGCUUCAACGGCUGCACGACGUGUGCUUCCCCGUACACUUGCAAGUUCUCCAAUGACUACUACUCGCAGUGCCUGUAA
Messenger RNA from Chaetomium globosum CBS 148.51, 1014 nucleotides. RefSeq lists its product as uncharacterized. The record is from RefSeq and is a predicted model, not a curated record. Gene Ontology annotation, biological process: carbohydrate metabolic process. The coding region runs from base 1 to 1014 and encodes 337 amino acids. Gene Ontology annotation, cellular component: extracellular region. Gene Ontology annotation, molecular function: cellulose binding. NCBI's taxonomy places the organism in Eukaryota, Fungi, Ascomycota, Sordariomycetes, Sordariales, Chaetomiaceae. The transcript has 4 exons.